GCGACGCGUAGGUGGUUCGCUCGAAGAUUUUUACACGAAGAUCAAGCGCGGAGAGCGAGGCGAACGAGUAAGCGAGCAUGGGUGGGGUCUCGAGAACGAAUCGUUGCCUCGCUUCUCUCCUCGUAAGUUCGAUACGAGCAGCCGUCUGGUACCGUCGUGCCUUUUACGAGCGCUGGCGCGGCGCUCGUCGAGUAAUGGCCGUUCCGUUGCCGCGAACGUCGGACACGUAUUUUCUCCGGUGCGACGACUCCCCGUGUAAGAGAGAUGGACAUUUCGAGGUCAUUCGGGCCUCCUCGCGGGCUCUGAGAGAGCUGUCGAAUCAGUGAAAUUGGAGCAGCGAGAGGCGUCGCGCGUGUCACGUGAAUCGGACCGGAGUCGGACGAGAGUCCGCUUACGCGCGGCGUGACGUAGCGCGACGACGAGCAGCCUGUCAAAAGUUUUCGUUCGCGAGAGAGACGACGAACGGAGGUACGCGAGGAGGCGGCGCGACGAUUAAUAGGACGCUAUCGUGGUUAUCGGACGACGUCCGGACGACGACGCUGCACUGACCUCGCUUAUUGCGUGCAGCUGCAGAGAACGUCAUCGCGGCCUCAAUGAUCGAGUACGAUCUGGCACCGGUGACUCAUUAUUCGCGAGUUGGCAGGUCCAGGCUGAGGAAGGAGUCACGUCGCCGAUUUCGACAUCGGAGAUAUUUUAACAUCAAGGAAACUUGGUGAUAUCUAUCAUGGAUAAAAAAGGUCUGCGUAAGAAAGAUAUAUUGAGGAUGGAUGGUCUUCUGCCUCCAACUCGACGUUUACCAGUUUGUGACGCAAUACCCAGUGCAUCGGAUAAGAAAAAGGAUAAGAAAUGGUCUAUAGGUGGGAUUUUGCGACGAAUAUCUUCGAUAAGAGAUUACGAAAGUUCGUCCAAUGACGAAGAGAUUGUUUAUUGUAAAAGAACACCGAGAAGGAACGCCAAAAUCAACAGGCAAGCCGAUGGUGUUGUCCUUCAUUCGGUAGAGAAUAAUUUAGAGCAUGAUAAGCGGGUAAGAGCCGAAAAUAACUUUCGCCAUGCGACGGAUUCACCGCAUUCGCGUCGAGACUCACUACAUUCGCGUAGCAGUGACGGUUCGUUGGACGGCUUAGGAAAGAAGCAUCGAAGGAACAAGCUGAAAGCUCGGACCGAAGCUAAGCGAGAUCAUCUGUGCGCUGCCAGCAGUUCCGACGAGGAUUGUCGUAGAUCCAACAACUCACUAAAUAGAUUUCACACAAUGGAUAGCGCGCAAAAUGGCCAGAAAAGUAAUAUAUGCGGUAGAAGAACUCGCGCUGCUCGAACGGAGCGUUACAUCAAGCGUUUAUCUCGGGACGAGGGCAAUGGCAGCGGCGACACUUUGAACGACCUGUAUAACAAAAGGUGUUCCAUAGAAUGUAUUGAAGAUAAGGGGCGGGUCGAUACGAACGGAUUGUGUCGUCCGCCCAUACAUCCGCGCCGAUCUGGCGUAUAUUCGAACAAUCGCGUGUUCCCGAUUCAGGGAUCCUCCGCGGAGAAUCUACGAGAUGUGGACCGCGCGAAUUUGCCGCAUUCCGAAAUUUUCGGCGACGUCAGGAGAUAUUCCACCGGGCAAUACAUCACGGACUUGAAUCAGAACAACACGUACGGGAAGAUCUCGCGAAAUCUCAGUAGCGACGUCUACACGAACAGCCAUCGAAACUUUUUUACAUAUCCCGCAAAGAACGCGUGCCAUUACUCGGAACCGUUCGAUUAUGCGGUCGAUCGCCGAUUGAUCAAUCCGGAUAGUCAACCGCCCGAACCACCACCGAGGGAUCCUCGUCGCGUGUUUGGUCACGGAUACAGUUCCUAUCCAACGACGAACAGACACCAAAAUGUGCCAAAUUACUUUAACCAAGACGACAAUAGGACUAAUGUUGCGAAUGGAAUAUCGAGACCCGAUUGGAGAAACUUCCGAUCGUACGGGUCGAAUAACGAGAUCGCCUGGCGCGACACAAUGGAACGUGGGCUAGAAAACUCAAUGUUGAAUUUCAAAACGGAUGUUGAAUUCCGUAAUUCGCUGGAGCGUAUAAACAAUAAAUAUAACGCCAGUCGUCACUGCGCGAAUGAAUCGGCUUACAAGGAAACCGAAGCAACGAGACGUAGAAAUACUCGCAACGAUCAGCUCAAUCGCAACGACGCGAAUUACUGCGCGUACAAGGUCAAGAAUAAAUCAAUGAACAUCUGCGAAAUGAAUAAACACCACGAUACGAUUUCAUCGCGCGCAUCUGCUGCGUCAUCCGAUUGGUCUGGAAGAUCGUCUGGAAGAUCUCCCUGCGAACAACGCAUCUCGCGUUCCAUUACUCCGUGUGACGUCGAUAAUCACGUCGAAGGAAGUGAAAAAGAGAGAGGAAUAAUACCGACUGAAGAAGCUCAGGAAAAACGGAGAAGUUCGAAGAAUCUUGAGGAGGCUCUAUCCGAACUGGAAGCGAUAUACAAUAGCCUUCGUCUCGGCGACGAGGAUCUGUUGGACCGUGCGGAACGCCGAAGUAUGGAAGAGUUCCAUCAGAAGCAAAAUAAGAGCGUCUCGCUCGAUGCGGUGAGCGUGAUUACUCCAGAUUCGCCGGACAGGACGAAGGAUGACAUGGCCUAUCGGAGGAUGCAUCCUAAGGAGAGACCCACGUCGCUCUCGGAUAUCGCAGGACAAUCAACCCUAUCUAGCAUUAGCUAUCUUAUUACCUCGCCCGUUCUUUCGGGAAGAGACUCGGCGGACGAUCUCGUGCGUUUACCGUUGACUUGUCCGUCCGUCCGGCGGGACGAGCCUGACGUGACUCGCGACGACGUGGUAUUCCGUAGUAUAAGUCACGCCAACAACACGCUUCGAAUAAUCGAUCCGCAGCCACCGUUCGGUAUACCACUCGGACCAGUCACCACGGCGACCGAGAGCGAUUACCUGCACACGACGCCAACGAAACCGGAACAACCGCGCUCGCCGUACAUACCGCAAUGCGAACCCGACGUGGUCACGGACGACUUGGCUUACAGAGCCCUCAGAAAGGACGCCGUCGUGACGCGCAACGUCACGGAGAGCAAACUCGAUGCCUCGAAGGAGCAACCGGUAGUCGUUAACAGCGGCAUGAAGAAGAAACGCGCCGUUCGAUCGUUAUCGGCCAAUCUCUAUGGACUGAUCAAUCACGAUCGAAUUCAUCUGCGACGUGAGUCCAGCCUCGAUGCUAUUAAGGACGAGAUCCAGGAUGUCACGAGGAAUUUUGCUGCGACGCCUGAGCGACCUGAGUAUCUCAGACGCGUCGUGAGCGACGGAGAGUUGUUCGAUAACGACGCACAUAGGUGGCAAGAGCUAACGGUCAAAGGCGAUAUCGAUAUCAACGGCAAUCAUCCAGCGGUAGGUGCAUACCGGAAGAAGGUGUGCGUUUACGUAUCACCGGAAAUGAUGACAACGACAACGCGUGAAAGUCCUAAGAAGGAGAAAAAAUUCGAUAUCGCAGAACUGUCCGACGCCAUGCUGUCUUCAAAGGCCAUCCUAGACGACGGAUUUUGGCAGGAGUACCUACGCCCAGAUUCCAACACUUCGGCAGCCAAUAGCGGUCGCAGCACGGAAACGGACUUUACCGCGUACAGUCGUCUCUGCCAAGAUUUAGUUAAUUUAAUAAAAGACGAUGGUGACGCGACAUCGCCGAUCGAAUCGCCAAACACGGAUGAUCCCAUCAUCGCCAUCGCCAAUAAAUCAGAUGAUUUCAACGUUAAACUUGAGGUUGAUGAACCCUCGGUGAGCAUACAUAUACGCUCUUUGGGUAGUCAUUAUUCAGGGUCACGGCAGACCGCACGUGCCAACGAAGAGCGGAAUGUUGAAAGCGAAAAGACGGAGAGCUCGACCGACUCAAAUUCCGCGAAGUCUUCGUCGGAAUUGACGCCGGCAGCCAACAACCUUGAUUUCUAUCUUCGCGUGGCAGACGAAAAUGUCAAGCUGAUCGCGGAGGCUUUCGGCGACGUGGCCGAUCGCCUACGCGACAGUCGUUUAUCCGCCUGCAAAAAUUCCUCGGCGUCACGCAACUCCGAGAUCGAGGACCAAAGUGGCAGCACGCGCAGCAGCUCCACGCCUUAUCAGGAUGAACCAACGAGCGAAGGCCGGUCUACCGUCACCCCCAAACUCCAGGAAACUACUCGCGUAAUGCCAAACCGCGAUUCAUUCACAAGCAAUGAAGGAGAUCCAAGCGACGCCAGCCACCUCCAGGACGACGCUGCCACAGCCAAUGCAGAGUUGGACUUGUCCAGAGCCGUUCGCGACCUGCAACUGGCCGCGGCUAGUCUCUACGAACAUGGACAGGAGAUCGAGGAUCUGAGCACCAGACGGAGAAGGAUUGUCCGCGACGUAGCGCCGAUCGCGGGGGAUGCCGCCGUCGCGACUAGUACGAACGAGAUCGAGAACGGUGCGAUCCGUAAGAUCAACCUGAUCGCGGACGACCUGAGGCAGGAGCGGGAACGCGAUCAGGAGGAGACCGUGGUACUGCCUAGCGGAAUCGAGGCACGAGACACGGACGCGCGACGCGGGGGGAGCCCCGAAGGUGAGCGCACAGUGUGCGAGCUUGCUCGCAGGAGAUCGCGCCACGUCGGGGACGACGUGUGCGUAUCCCGUGUCACUAACCUCAUAACCGUCCCGGUAACGACGUGCAUCAUGCUCUUGCUCGCUUGUCUCCUUGCAUUGCUUUUAGCGAUCGUACCGGCGCCUAUGACGGGCUGCCCGGCCGAUCAUUAGCGCGAAUGGGAUUUGUGUGUUUUCCUGUAUUGCGAUGUAUCUGCUACACAAGGAUUGCGGCCGGACGCGUGUCCCGUUCAUCGUCAUUGUCACCAAUGUGGUAACACCUUUAAUCCUGUGUGUUCAUUUGCAAAUGUUACUAAUGUCGCAGGUCUCCAGGCGCUCGCUCGUUCGCAGUGACGAUCGUAUCGAGAUGCGCUCGUUCGAGCUCGACAUGGUUGGCGUGCUAGUGCGACAUAAGAGAAGCAGUAUUUGUUUAUUUUCUUUUUU
Molecule: messenger RNA, 5011 nt
Organism: Pogonomyrmex barbatus (red harvester ant)
Lineage: Eukaryota; Metazoa; Arthropoda; Insecta; Hymenoptera; Formicidae
Source: RefSeq, a predicted model, not a curated record